Molecule: messenger RNA, 630 nt
Organism: Desarmillaria tabescens
Lineage: Eukaryota; Fungi; Basidiomycota; Agaricomycetes; Agaricales; Physalacriaceae
Exons: 10
Coding region: 1-630 (209 amino acids)
Source: RefSeq, a predicted model, not a curated record
AUGCUCACUGUACUCAUUGUCCUUGCUCCUCUUGCUCUGGCCCUUCAGCUUCCCAUACAGCCUGGAUCAGUGGAUUUCUAUGAUCCAAAUCUAAAUGGUGGAUCCAUGCUGGACAACGCUGGGGGAGGGCUAGGCGAGCCGCUCAAUGUCAUAAUAUCCGGCAAAAGCUCUCCAGAAGUACUCACGAACGACGGAAUCGUAAUUACGCACGGGCGAUUGGAUUGUAUCUCCGAAGAAUGUCUCGGCAUCCAUAUUGGCGACCCGCAAUCAGCAAACCUUGGGGACGGACACGGCUGGGUUAAUCAGACGAUGGAACUCAGAGAGGAUUAUGGAAACGAGGAGCUCGGGACGUGUCUUGAGACCAUCAUUGGUGGGAAUCAUUUUCGGGUUUAUCGUCAAGAUGGGCCGGAUGCAAUGAGCGGCGCGUUAUUCCUUGCAAGAAAGCAACACACAAUCGUCCCUGAUGGAUACAAUAUUGGUCGUGACCAGCUAGUUCAGCAUGCUGUCGGCAACCACCACUUUGACGGCGUGCAUUAUACUACAACGGCGAAGAAUAUCACGGGCCUGCUUCCUGCUGGCAUAGCAACCGACGGGAUUACGACCUUGCUCACAGUACAGACGACAAGGUAA